AUGCUCAAUGAAGCAGCAGCCGCAAAGUCUCAUAGUAAGGGAAAAGAAUACAAAUACGAUGUAGGAAUGAAGAAAUUCGCUGCAUACGUAUUCAUGACAGGAGCACAGUCUAUGAAGCAGCUAGCCAGAAAUUAUUUCUGGUGGCCGUACUUAGAUGAAGAUAUCGAAAAUUUAGCAAAUAGCUGUAAAAUCUGCUUAGAGAAUAGACCAGAACCGACGAAAACAUCACUUACACCCUGGCAAUGGCCGAGUACCCCGUGGUCAAGAAUACAUAUCGAUUUCAUGGGGCCUUUCCACAAUUGCAUGUUUUUGAUAGUAGUAGAUGCGCAUUCAAAAUGGACUGAAGUGAUAAACAUGAAAAAAGACACAACCGCACAUAAGCUGAUUAAAGUACUAGACGAAAUUUUUUCUAGAUACGGUAUCCCAAAGCAUUUGGUGUCAGACAACGGUCCGCAAUUGUCAAGUGAUGAGUUCAGAAAGUUCUUGAAAAUGUAUAAAAUCAAACACACGUUUUCUCCGCCCUACUAUCCAGCCACUAACGGCGCAGCGGAAAACUUCGUUAAAACCGUAAAAACGAAAGUUGACAAAAUGAUCAAAGACGGAUAUCCUCUAGACUCUGCGAUAAACAGAUUUUUAAUCGAUUACCGUAACACCCCACACGCUACUACUAAUAAAACACCAUCAGAAUUGAUGUUCAAAAGGGAAAUACGCACAAGAUUCGAUUUAUUAAGAUCCGACAUAGUAGGCACAGUAGAAAAAAAUCAAUUUGACCAAAAACGAUUCAAACACGGCAAUAGAAAAGGCACAUUCUCUGUUAACGAAAUAAUUUAUGCCAAAGAUUAUCGCAAAGACACAAGUAAAAACUCGAAAGCCGUUAUAGUUGAACAGCGUUCACCUGUCAGUUAUAAUGUACGAUUUGACGACGGAUUUGUAACAAAGCGUCAUAAAAAUCAGAUUUUUCAGACCAGCUUAGGUCAUGAUCUUAGAAGAGGGGAAGGUGUAAAUUGUGAUGAACCUCACCGUAGAGAUAAGAAUACUACCUUAAAUGACGAGGAGAGAAAUAUUGUUAGUGAAAAAAGUGAUAAGUGUUUAAACGAAAAUUCCAAAAGCCAACCAGAAAAAAGUGAUUCAGUGAAGCGCAGAUACUCAAAGCGCAAGUAUGAAAUACAAGGCGAGCAGCCGCGACGCUCUACAAGAAUUGCAAAAUUAUAA
Messenger RNA from Diprion similis, 1212 nucleotides. RefSeq lists its product as uncharacterized. Bases 1 to 1212 code for a protein of 403 amino acids. Gene Ontology annotation, biological process: DNA integration. The record is from RefSeq and is a predicted model, not a curated record. The transcript has 2 exons. NCBI's taxonomy places the organism in Eukaryota, Metazoa, Arthropoda, Insecta, Hymenoptera, Diprionidae. Gene Ontology annotation, molecular function: nucleic acid binding.